Messenger RNA from Vigna angularis (adzuki bean), 1533 nucleotides. RefSeq names its product importin subunit alpha-4. The record is from RefSeq and is a predicted model, not a curated record. Gene Ontology annotation, cellular component: nucleus; cytoplasm. Gene Ontology annotation, biological process: NLS-bearing protein import into nucleus. Gene Ontology annotation, molecular function: nuclear import signal receptor activity; protein binding. The transcript has 10 exons. Lineage: Eukaryota; Viridiplantae; Streptophyta; Magnoliopsida; Fabales; Fabaceae. Bases 1 to 1533 code for a protein of 510 amino acids.
AUGUCUCUGCGGCCCAGUUCGAGUUCUGGUUCUCCUUCGAAGACAAGGAGAAAAAUGUAUAAGGGUGGAAUUGACGCAGAAGACAGUCGGAGAAGGAGGGAAAAAGACCUUGUCGCCAUUAGAAAAAUCAAACGUCAAACCACUCUUCUCAAGAAACGACAAGAACCAGAAGAACACACAUUUGAUAAGCUGCUGGAUGCUGUUCCUGAGAUAGUGAAACGUAUAUGUGAUGAGUAUCCUCACAAACAAUUGGAAGCAACUGCUCACUUAAGAACUAUUUUAACACUUGGUGAGCCGGCCCCUCCAGUUGAUGAGCUAGUUAAGCAUGGUAUCCUCCCUCGCUUUCUGGAGUUAUUAUCAAGGGACGAUGCACCCUAUUUGCAGGUAGAAGUUCUGUGGGUUAUAUCCGAUUUUGUUUUCGCAUCAUCCCAACACAAAAGUGCUGUGGUUGAAGUUGGUGUUGUUCCUCUCUUGGUCAAUCUUUUCUCUAGUAGCCAUGAUGAUAUAAGAGAAGAGGCAAUAUGGAUUUUAGGAAACAUUGUUGGUGACUCCCCAGACUUUAGGGAUCUUGUUCUUAGCCAUGGUGCUCUCAUGCCAUUAUUAUGUCAGUUGCAACCACAUUCAUCAUUGCAUAUAGUAAGGGCUGUUACGUGGUCUUUAUCUGUUUUGCUCCGUGGAAUGCCUCCAGUAGAUUUUGAACAGGUAAAGAUUGCCUUACCUGCUCUUCAGCGACUCAUCCAUGCGACCGAUGAAGAUGUUUUAGCAGAUACAUGCUGGACUUUGGCUUACAUUUCGGAAGGUCGUAUGGACAUUGUUCAAGCUAUUAUUGAAUUAGGAGUUUGCCCAAAACUUGUGCAACUUCUUCAGUAUCCAUCAGAUGGAGUUAUUCUACCUGCACUUGAGGCUUUAGGAAAUAUUGCUGCUGGUGGUGAGGCUCAUACACAGUUUCUGAUCGAUAACCAAUUGCUCCCGUGUCUUCGCCAACUCCUUGCGCGUGAAUACACAAAAACCAUAUUUAAAGAAGCUAGUUGGACAAUCGCAGUUAUCACAUCUGUGACUUCAGCUCAAGUACAGGCUGUGGUCGAUGCCAACAUUAUUCCUGCUCUUGUUAAAGUUGUCCAUAAUGCUGAGUUUGAGGUGAAGAAGGAGGCUGCCUGCGCGAUCUUCAAUGUCACUUGUAUAGGAUCUGAUAACAAUAUCAGGGUCCUUGCGGCUGAGGGUUGCAUUGAGGCAUUAUGUGAACUCUUGACCUGUCCAGACCCAAAGCUGGUGAAAGUUUGUCUGGAGGGGCUGGUGAACAUGUUGGCAGUUGGAGAAGCUGACAAGGAUGAGAAAGGCAAUGUUUUUGCUCGAAGGGUUGAGGAAUGUGGAGGAUUGGACAAGAUUGAAACAUUGCAACUUCAUGAGAACAUUGACAUUCAUACGAGAGCUCUGUGGAUUUCCGAUUGCUUUCGAGCAGAGAAUGAGUUGGAAGAUACGAAUAUGAGCUUCAGCCUGCUUGAUUUUUCACUCAUACAACACUUACAAGAGUAA